AUGGAAUCUUCUGCUCUCCUCCCAGCUGGGAGCACCACACGGGAGUCUCCCAGGGUCGUGCUCCUCUCCGGGGGCUCCAUCAUGUCCUGUUUCCCUCAGCUGUGGCGCUCCAGCACCCCUGGGUCCCCCAGCACCCCUGGGUCCCCGAGCCCCCCGGUGUCCCCGAGCCCCCCGGUGCCACCCCCGGUUCCAGCCCCCGGCGCGCCCCCGGUCCCCGUCAGCCCCAUCUCCCUGCCCUCCCCCGCGAGCGAUGGCCGCAGGAAGGGCCGCUCCCCGCUGGGCUCGCCCUGCUCCCCCAAACCCGCCUCGCCCGUCGAGUGCUCCAUCUGCUUCAACACCUACGACAACACCUUCAAAACCCCCAAACUGCUGCAAUGCCGCCACGUCUUCUGCCUGGAGUGCGUGGCCAGGCUGAGCACGGCGCUGCCGCCCAACCAACCCCAGGAGCUGCUGCCGUGCCCCUUCUGCCGCCAGCUCACCCACAUCCCCGAGCAGGGCGCGCCCGCGCUGGCCACCAGCAAGGAGCUGCUGGCCACGCUGCCCCCCGAGCUGCAGCACGAGCGGCCGCUCUGGAUGGAGGGCACGCGGCUCUGCUGCCGCCGCGCCUCGGACGACGCCGAGAGCGCCGAGGGCUGCGUGUCCAUCGACGUGGCCAUGAGCAAGGCCGAGAGCGCCGAGGAGGCCGCGCCGGGCCUGGCGGGGAGGUUGUCGCGGUGCGAGCUGUGCGAGGACUGGAAGCGCAUCGUGCUGCUCUCGGCGAUCCUCAUCAUCCUCUUCUGCAUCAUCCUGUGGCCCGUGCAGUGCGCGCUCAAGACGGGCAACCUGCGCUGCCUGGCGCGGCCCGUGGCCGUCAGCAGGCCCGAGUACCUGCCGGCCAAAGCCACCACGGCGGGGCCGGCGGUGACGCAGCCGGUUCUGCAGUAGGGACAGAGUCUGCGGGUGCUGGGGGUGGGAAGAGACAAAAUCCCCAUUUCCAGGGUGCCAGGAGCUCCUGGAUGUGCUGUGUGAAUGAGAGCGGGGCCUGGAUCUGCUUCCCUGACGGAAUCGGGAACAAAAUCCCCGUUCCAGUGGUGCCAGAGCCUCUGGAUGUGCUCAAGGAGGAAGAACCAGACCAGGAGCUGCUUUCCUGACAGAACCUGGGACAAAAACUCAUUUUCAGUUCUGCCAGAGACUCUGGAUCUUCUUGAGAAUGAACAACAGACAAAACCCCGUUUCCAGUAACGCCAAAGUUUCUGGAUCUGCUCAGGGAUGGGAUAACAGACUGGACCUGCUUUCCUGACAGAAUCUGGGACAAAAACCCAUUUCCAGUGGUGCCAGAGACUCUGGAUCUUCCUGAGAAUGAAUAACAGACAAAACCCCAUUUCCAGUAAUGCCAAAGCCUCUGGAUCUGCUCAGGGAUGAAGAACCAGACCAGGAGCUGCUGCCCUGACAGGACCUGGAUCAAAACCCCCAUUCCAGCAGCACCAGGAAUCCCUGGAUCCACUCAGCCCCAUGGGGACAAGGGGCGAGGCUGUCGCGGUGCGAGCUGUGCGAGGACUGGAAGCGCAUCGUGCUGCUCUCGGCGAUCCUCAUCAUCCUCUUCUGCAUCAUCCUGUGGCCCGUGCAGUGCGCGCUCAAGACGGGCAACCUGCGCUGCCUGGCGCGGCCCGUGGCCGUCAGCAGGCCCGAGUACCUGCCGGCCAAAGCCACCACGGCCGGGCCGGCAGUGACACAGCCAGUUCUGCAGUAGG
Molecule: messenger RNA, 1730 nt
Organism: Catharus ustulatus (Swainson's thrush)
Lineage: Eukaryota; Metazoa; Chordata; Aves; Passeriformes; Turdidae
Gene: RNF223
Product: ring finger protein 223
Exons: 2
Coding region: 1-924 (307 amino acids)
Biological process (GO): protein ubiquitination
Molecular function (GO): ubiquitin protein ligase activity
Source: RefSeq, a predicted model, not a curated record